Melopsittacus undulatus (budgerigar) is the source of this 5606-nucleotide messenger RNA. It is a transcript of the gene LHX9, whose product is annotated as LIM homeobox 9. Gene Ontology annotation, biological process: regulation of transcription by RNA polymerase II; neuron differentiation. Gene Ontology annotation, cellular component: nucleus. Gene Ontology annotation, molecular function: RNA polymerase II transcription regulatory region sequence-specific DNA binding; DNA-binding transcription factor activity, RNA polymerase II-specific. The transcript is spliced from 6 exons. Bases 106 to 1242 code for a protein of 378 amino acids. The record is from RefSeq and is a predicted model, not a curated record. Lineage: Eukaryota; Metazoa; Chordata; Aves; Psittaciformes; Psittaculidae.
ACUGGGAACUUUAAAGCAACCGGGGACUGCUGAAAAUAGCAUUUCUUUUUGCUUUCUUUGUAUUCAAAACUAUAUCCUUUCCCGACCGAUUCUACUGCCCUAGCCAUGCUCUUCCACGGGAUCUCCGGAGGCCACAUCCAAGGAAUCAUGGAGGAGAUGGAGAGGAGAUCCAAGACCGAGUCCCGCCUUGCCAAAGGGGGACAAAUGAACGGCCGAGAAACGAACAUGCCCCCAAUGAGCCCUGAGAAGCCUGCUUUGUGUGCUGGUUGUGGAGGAAAGAUCUCAGACAGAUAUUACCUGCUGGCUGUUGACAAACAAUGGCACCUCAGGUGUCUUAAGUGCUGUGAAUGUAAACUGGCUUUGGAGUCAGAACUCACCUGCUUUGCCAAGGACGGCAGUAUUUACUGCAAGGAGGAUUACUACAGAAGGUUCUCUGUGCAGAGAUGUGCCCGCUGCCACCUUGGGAUCUCAGCCUCUGAAAUGGUCAUGAGAGCCAGGGAGUCUGUUUAUCACCUGAGCUGCUUCACCUGCACCACCUGCAACAAGACUCUGACCACGGGCGAUCACUUUGGCAUGAAGGACAACCUGGUUUAUUGCAGGGCCCACUUUGAGUCCCUUUUGCAAGGAGAAUAUCCCCCCCAGCUGAGCUACACCGAGCUGGCUGCCAAGAGUGGAGGGCUGGCCCUGCCCUACUUCAACGGCGCAGGCACGGUCCAGAAAGGCAGGCCAAGGAAACGAAAGAGUCCUGCCUUGGGAGUGGACAUCGUCACCUACAACUCAGGUUGUAAUGAGAAUGAGGCAGAUCACCUGGACAGAGACCAGCAGCCUUAUCCCCCAUCCCAGAAGACAAAGCGCAUGCGCACCUCCUUCAAACACCACCAGCUUCGUACCAUGAAGUCCUACUUUGCUAUCAACCACAACCCAGAUGCCAAGGACCUCAAGCAGCUUGCCCAGAAAACAGGGCUGACUAAGAGAGUUCUGCAGGUUUGGUUUCAAAACGCAAGAGCCAAAUUCAGAAGGAACCUUUUGCGGCAGGAGAAUGGGGGUGUCGAUAAAGCUGACGGCACCUCACUACCGGCACCGCCCUCAGCAGACAGCGGCGCACUCACUCCACCCGGCACUGCGACCACUUUAACAGACCUGACCAAUCCCACUAUCACUGUAGUGACAUCAGUGACCUCUAACUUGGACAGCCACGAAUCCGGGAGCCCCUCACAAACUACCUUAACGAACCUUUUCUAACAUUUCAGUUUGGUUUAUUUUUUUUUUUAAUUCUUACUCUUCAUUAUUAUUAUUAUAUUAUUAUUAUUAUUUUCAAGCCUUUUUUUUUUAAUAACAAACCCACAAAAUAUUUGGGAAAAUAAGCAGCUUCAUGUGUAGCAUCUGCAGCCACUUGGCAAGUGAGUUUGAAAUAAUAUAUUGCUAUAAUAAAUGAACAUUUAUUGUUGUUAAAUUGUACUCAAAUUUUUUAAGUUCGUCAAAUAACUGAAGAGAAGGUUAUGAAGCAUUCUAAUAAGUGCCUCUUAGAAUUGUAUGUUACUUAUUUCCAGUACCUUGAAAAAAAAGAGUAUUGCCACUUAAAAAAAGUCUCUUCCCUCCUUGAUAAUCAGAUAAGAAUCAGUUUAAUUGUAGCCAAAAAAUGCUGCUUCAGGAUUGAAUGUUCACUUACAGUAUUUAAGAACCCCAAAUUUUACUUAAUUUUUAUAACACAUCUAAAGUUUUCAAAUGUUGAAAAAUAAAUACAAAAUGAAUUAAAGUUCUCAUUGAAAUAGUCAGACUGGAAGUGCAGUGCUUUUUUCUAAGGCACUAGUUACAAGCCUGAUCCUUCCUGAGCACUGGGGAUUCUUACUGGGAUAGAUAAAUUCUCCUCUGCCAGUUCUUCACCCAGCUGGAAUGUCCUUGGCCACCACUGAAAGCUGUGCCUGAGUGGAGGGUUUGGAGAGAGAGACCCAGUGAUGAGAGUGCAUGUGGGUGAGGAUGGCAGGCUCAGGCUGUUGGCUUCCAAAGUUGUGUCCUGUACAAGGACAAGGUAAGGAGGCAAGAUCCAGAAAACACUGGAUAUAAUAUGAGCCCACUCCUAUAUAUGUUAAAAGUAAUGACAGCAGAAUAACAGCUCAAGUGAUGAGUCCUACUGAUCCGAAAUAUUGCAUAGGGAGGGGUUUUCAUCUUUGUCAAGCAGCUCUGAUUUGGAAUGAAAAAAAAUUAGAGCAGUUCACUACUGCCUUGAUACUGUACCAUUAAAGAAACAGGAGGUUGCCCACCUACUUUACCGAGCACAUAAAUAAUUUCCCAGAAGAAGUGUGCAUGUGUGCUAAGUGAGUUUUUGAUGUCAUACAUUUUUUCAGGGAAAAUGGAAAUAAGCAAAAUAUAAUUUAAUAAGACGUUUAAGGAAAAUUAUUUCAGUACAAUUUAUACAUUACUAUUUUGAAUUUACUUUAGAUGUUUCCUAAGAUUGUAUCAGACACUAUGUUUAACAUAUGAACUUAAAAUCUUUUGUUCAUUAAUAUCUCAAACAUAUACUUUAACUUUUUAAACUCUGUAUUACAGAAAAAAAAGCAAAAAUUCUUACAAAAAUGGGAAUUGGCAGCAAAUAAUUUAAAAGCAGAUAAACUCAGAAGCCUUGUGGAUGCUGAUCUGAAUACAUUUCUUAGUUUACAAUAGUGAUCUUUCUUUUUUUUUAAUUUUAUUUAAGCUAAAAGUCUGAAUGGUCUGGGCAGUGGUGAAUGUUCAUUUGUAUCCUUUCAUUGUAGUUGAACACCAAUUAGAUUGUGGAGAGUCUCAGAAACAGAACCGAACAAAAAUCAGUCAAGAUCUAUGUCUUGCUUUUAGUGGAUUGUUAAGAAUAACUUUGCACAUAUAUUCCACUUUUUAGACACCAUCAAACCUCUUUUUUGGUGGUCAAAGUGGCUAUUUAAUAUAUUUUAAAGGUGUCCUUUUUGGCUGUAUAAAUGUGUGGUUACAUAUUGACAGUUCACUGCCCACAUUAAAGUGCAUUAUUGUAAUUUUUGCUCAGGGUUUUUAGAAAAUUAGCACAGAAAAGUAGCUUAUUUUUUAAAAAAAGAUGAUGGAAGAGAUGUUAACACUGUAAUAGAAGAAAGGUGUGUUUGCCAUUAUAUAUUUAGCAAGUAUGGUUAUCAUCUUCUACGGAUAUUAAAUCUUGACUUUUCCUAUUUCUAUUACCUUAUGGGCAUUUACCACUAACCAGACCAAACAACCUUGGUAAGGCUGAGAUCUUUAUUAAUACACUUUUACAGGUAAAAAUAUUGAUACUUAUAAAUUUUGUUCUUUGACAGAACAAUAUAUGGUACUAGAGAUCUACUUUAUUAAGUAGACUAAUUAAAACUCAGUUCUACUAUGUGCCUUAUGAUAUACCUUGGGAGUAAGUUUGUGAAAAAUCAGGAUAUAUGUGUUGUUUGUUAAAUUAACUGUUUUAAGCCCUUUUGACACCUCACUAGUUUUGUACUGUUUUACCUCUUAUUUCUGAAACUCUUUUUAUGGUGUAUCCUGUUAGAGGGGACAAACAUGUCAUAGAAAGCAGUUGUGCACUCUUUCAGAUAUAGUUGAUAAAUCCAAUAAUCUUAUAUAUUGAGCUUCGUGUUUAUAGUACAGUAAGUGGUCUAGCAAAAUUGUCCAUGUUUCUUUGUUUAUUGAUAAAUGCAUUGUAUAGAAACUAUUUCCCCUAAAUAUUUAUGGACCAAACAAUUGUGAUAUAUCCUAUUAAAUUUGUGUGAAUAAACCAUUUUGAAUCUAAGGAGUUUUAUUUCCCAUCAGUUUUUUUUGUUUGGUUUGUUUUGUUUGUUUCUUUUUAUUCCUUUUAAUUUAAAGUCUACAUGUACCAGUGCGUCUCUUUGCUUUUAUGGUACCUAUGAACAACUGGUAUUUAAACAUGGAAACACGGCCUUUUAAAUAUUUUUAAAUAUGGUUCCUUCUUAGGUUUUCAAUUUCUUCAUAUUCAAUGUAUAUGCUAGUGCUGGUGCAAUUUAGAUUUUAGCCUUUUAACCUCCUUUUUUGAACAUGCGAAGUAAUGCCCCACUGAUUUGAUACUGAAACCCUGCCUUAAGAGUUCUAAAAAAAGCCAGAAAAGCUAGCAGCUAAAGUAAUUGCAUGAAAAAUAUAACCUAAAUAAUAUAAUGAAAUGAGUCAAGAUUUAAUGCUAGGUAUAUUGAACACAAAAUAGAAUUGCAGACCCCGAAAAGCCAGGUUGCUCUGUAGUUUAAUAAAUUGUCACUAUGAUUUCUUUCAGGGAGAACAAAUCAUGGGGCAUUACAGCCAAACAUCCCGACGUUUGAAAAUUCCCUAAAGUAUUAAAAGAAGGGGAAAAGUUUGAUCGGAAAUCCACUGCAGUGAAGACAAAGACAAUAUUAGGUUAUGAUAAUCAUACAUUUAAAAAUCUAUUGAGCCAAAAAAUAAAAAGAAAAGACUUGAUGUCAUUUCCUGAAUGUUAACAAAACAUGUUAUUUCAUGGUGUCUAAAAAAAAUGAAGGCUUCAACAAAUGGUGUGGUAUUAAAAACAAAUUUAGAGGAAUUAUGUAUAAAACCAGAGCAACCUGGCAGCAAUCUACCCAGUCCAUAUUUGAAGAAAACUUUUCUUUAGAAAAAAAAAUCACAUUUGUCAAGCACAAGUACUUGUAAAAUAAAAUCUGAGUGCAUUCAUUCCACUUGCUUGCUAAUGUGUACUAGUCAUAUCUGUUAAAUGGACUUUUGUAAAUUCAAAGAGAGCUUUUCACUCAUUUGAGACCAUAGAAAUCAAAUUCAGUAACUUUAGUCCUAUUGUUUCUGAAUUUAUUUUUUUUAAUGAGACAAAUCUGCAUGCACUUUUCCAUCUGUCACAUAUAGUGUACAUUUCUGUAUGAUGAAUUUCUCUUUGCUGUUUCUUGUAUAAUAGCUUUCAUUAAUAAACAUUUUGUUUGAUGCAAACAUAGUUAAAUUUAUGUAAACACAUAGCUAAUUGUUUUAACUAAUUUAAACUUUUCUUUUCAAAAGAAGCAGUACAGUGCAGUUCCAAUGUCAUAUAUAUCUAAAAUCAAAAUGAAUGAGGUAGCAAUACUGUUGCACAGUGUAAAAUUACUUCCUUUCGUGUUAACUUUUUAAUUUUUUAGACUUCUCCUAUAAAACUGAUGUGUUAAAAAAAAAUUCCCAUCAGCAUCAACAAGAAAACAAUCCUCAAAUUCUUCAUCAUUAUAAGAAAACAUAAAGGAUACAGUACAGUAUGUAAAAUCCUCAAUCACUUUUAGAGUACAAGGAUAUAAUUUAUGGAUCCCUAAGCUGUUUACAUUGUCACUAUGCAAGUAUGUUACAAGAAGUUGGUCCUAAGUUUCCCAGUCCAAAUCACAGAUGAUUUUUUACAAGCCAACAAACAAGUGUGUAACAAUAACCAAUUCUUAAUAAUGAGGUUUUGUAACUGUUAAGCAAGUAUUUGCAGAAAGAUUUUUUUAAAUAUAUUCCUAUUUAGCUGUAUAGCCAAAGGUAUGUUAAACAAAUUAACAUAUAAAAGACUUGCCAGAAAAUCUUUCAUUAAGAUUACAUUUUUAUUAUAUACUAAUGAACCCUAUGUAAACAAUGUAACUUUUAUGAAUGAUGGACAUUAAAUAUUUCACUUGCGUGUA